AUGGCGGGGCGGCGGCGGGCGCUGCCGCGGCUGCUGCUGCGCUGCCUCCUGCUGGGGCUGCUGGGCGGCGGCGGCGGGGGCCAGCCCGGCGGCGGCGAGUACUGCCACGGCUGGGUGGACGGGCAGGGGGGCUACCACGAGGGCUUCCAGUGCCCCGAGGGCUUCGACACGGCGGCCGCCACCAUCUGCUGCGGCUCCUGCGCUCUGCGCUACUGCUGCGCCGCCGCCGAGGCUCGCCUGGAGCAGGGCGGCUGCACCAACGACCGGGAACCCUCGGAGCCGGGAGUCACCGCCCAACCAAUCUACGUUCCAUUCCUCAUUGUUGGAUCAAUAUUUAUUGCCUUCAUUAUCGUGGGCUCGCUGGUGGCAGUUUAUUGUUGCACAUGUUUAAGACCUAAACAACCAUCACAGCCAAUACGAUUUUCUCUGCGGAGCUAUCAGACUGAGACUCUUCCCAUGAUCUUGGCCUCCACAAGCUUCAGGACGCCAUCCAGGCAGUCCAGUACUGCCACAAGUUCCAGCUCGACCGGCAGCUCGGUUCGCAGGUUCUCCUUCCCCCGCGCAGAGCCAGGGUGCCUGGUGGCAUCCUCACCUCCACCAUACACAUCUGGCUGCUUCCAGACAGCCCAUACAGUCCACCUGACCCAGCCAUCAGGAUUUCUGGUGUCUCCGCCGUACUUUGGGUAUCCUCUCCAGCCAGAGCCUGCCCUGGCUGGGAAGAGCUGCUCUGAUUUUACUCAGAGCUGAAAGAAGCUGUGGAGAAGCAAUGCAGCCUUUGCAAUCACAGGGACUGCUGCUGUUGGGUGUCACACUGAUGUGCUCUGUGGCUGCAGAAUUCAGAACUGUUCCUGUGGGUGAGUUGCCCUGAAAAAGUGAGGGGUCUCACUUGAGAUUGCAUUUCCCAAACCUGGAUCACACUUACAAUGGGAUUGUAAUACACUCCAAACAGUUGUUCUAAAACUGGACUGUUCCGCCUAAUUUGUGCAGAAUGUGUUCAGAGACAAGUAAAAGAACCGUGUUGGGACAAAGGUACUCAGUGUUACAAAUGACAUUUUACCCUAAAUGCAGUUAACUUAGUUAACAAACAGUGGCUGCAUUCCACUGAUAAUAAUCAGACUAGUUCUCUAAAGCAGCAAUAAGCCUGAGAAGUAAGAGAGGAGUAACACUAAAGAGGAUCCUUGAAAACAUGACUGCUUACCACUUCCACGAGCAAAGAAACUAAGAGGAAGAAUUUUAUUAGAUAUCAUAAUACAGAGGUUUUUUAAAAGUACACAUAAUCUACCUGAACUUAAACUGCAUAUUUGUAUUAGUAAACUUUAACGAUGGUAGAUGAAACUAGUACUAAUUAGAGAUCAGACAGUCCCACAUAGCCAAAUUAUCUAUGAGGAAAGCAGAAUGUAUUCAGCAGUAUCACCAAUAACUUCUCCAUAUAAAAUUGAAAAAUAGUGUUCUACUAAAGCAUUCUUCAGAAGGAAGUAUUUAUUGUCAGCUUUUUGCUCAGUAAGUGUAAGUUGGACAAACUGAUCAUGAAGUUUUGUUUGUAAAAUUAGCCAUGUAUAAAAUGUAAAGACAAGUUUGUAAUUUAAAAUGUAUUUACACCAUUGACAUCACUAAUUAUUUAGUAGUAACAUGCAAAAAAAUUACCAAUAAACUGUGUGGUUGAAAUAUUGUGUCAUCAGUAUGACUCUGUACAGGUAGUGUUUGUUGAAUUUAGUUGGUGUAACUCUUUUGUAAUUUUUCCUGUUAAAAUUGUUUAUUCUGCUUUUUAAAAAAUUAUUUACAACUUUAACUGCACCUGUUGUGCAGAUUUAAUAUAAUACAAAAUUCUGGCUAUAUAGCAAAAUCACAGAUUCACUUAUGUCUUUUACAUGCAGCUGUGGUGAAAAAGUGGUGAAAACUACACUGAUUAGUUGGGUAUUUUAGAUUAAACAUCCUGCACUAGGAAUAAAUUCUGUUUGCCCUUCUACAUUCCUUCACCUAAGUAAACCAACAAACCAAAUGGAAGAAGAAAAAAAAAGCAUCUAAACCAAAUACAUGCAGUAAGCAAAUGGAAAAUACACAAGAAAAAAAAUUGCAGUCAUUAAAGGGCUUCUCUGUACACUUAUUUUUGUGAAAAAACGAAGUCAUUCUGUGGGUCAGAAUCUACAAUAUCAGAGGCUGAGCUUUCCUAUUUUAUCAGCCACAAACUCCGUGUGUGUACGAUCUGUUGAAGUUCAUUAUAGCUGACCUAUUUAACAAGUAGUUUAGAAAAGCUUCACUGGUUCUUUCUCAAGAGUUGAAUAUUUUUUUUUUUUUCAUAGCAAAUAUCUAGCAAUCAGUAGUUAUGAUAAAAACUAUUUCAAAAUAACCCUUUAAAUAAGUUUUUUUUUACCACACAAUUAGCAUUAUAAUCCAUCUGACAUUACUGCUGGAAAUGCAGUUUCUAAGCGGAAAGACAAGUUCUAUAUGAUGUAAGUAAUAGGCCCUAGCUUGAAUGCUGUCAUCAUUAAUUACAUCCCAAAUCAUGAUACACAGCUGUGUAUAUGUUUUGCAAGAUACUAAAAAUCAGAUUUUGAGUAUUCGGAAAAUUAAUUGAAAACUAAGUGUUCUGGCCUGGCAUUUUAUUGUAGAAACAAUCUUCAGGGAAGGGGGUACGAAAAUUUUUGCUUGCCUUUGAUGAGGUUUCAUAGGACUCUUCACUGUGUAUUUUGAAUGGUUAUGAAUGGGACUGUUUGUCAAGUAACUUUUGAAAAAUCAUUGAAUAUUUCAAGAUACAUGAAUAUUUCAGCUGUCCUAUUCAGAAGCAUACUGUGAGAUGUGCUGAUCACUCCUGUAUACAGCAGAAACAGCAAACCAACUUAAUUUUUUUACAAAUUAUAGUAAGUCUCCAAUUAGAAGAAAUCUUUAUCUAGUAAACCAAGGCAACACAGACCCAUUCUGGAAGCAGAAACUUGAUCAGUUUUAACUAAGGGGCAAUUGAUGUACCUUUAAAGCAUGAUUAGUCAUCAGAGCCACUGACACAGGUGCAGAGUGGCCAAAAUUCAGGGUCUUCCUCAAAGACACAGCAAAGUACAAAGUACACAGUACACAGCAAAGUGAUGAGUUUGGCAGAGUCAUUGCCCAUUACCAUUUGGUGCUGUACAGGCCAGGCUGCUUCACUUGAUAGUCUCACAGCGCUCUGCAGUUAUUAGUGUUUUAACAUAGAGACAGAUUUUUGCGACUUGCACACACCCUUAGAUUUUAAUGAUUAUUCAGCCUAAGGAGAGCUGUGAAGUUUGCCAUGCAGCAAGAAACUCAGCCUAGCAGGGAAGACCCCUCUGAGCCACCUCCUUUCUUCCCCUGAUGCUGCUUAAUGUGUUUGUCCUGAUAGAACAGGUGAACUUGACACACAGGAAUAAUUUCAUUGAAUCAGACUUUCAUAGAUCUGUAAGUUUAUAGCCUGCUAAGAACUUCGCAGGUCAGUAGCCAGACUGCAACAAAUCCUGCAGAUGUGGUUCUUAGGGUGGGAAAGAUCAGGUGUAGUUCAAAUAGCUGUACUGGGCUACUGUAAAUACAGUUGAGGUGGUGAUUGUGCACCACCUGCAAAGAAGAAACUACAAACUAACUAACUAACUAACUAAACGAA
Molecule: messenger RNA, 3604 nt
Organism: Catharus ustulatus (Swainson's thrush)
Lineage: Eukaryota; Metazoa; Chordata; Aves; Passeriformes; Turdidae
Gene: SHISA3
Product: shisa family member 3
Exons: 2
Coding region: 1-747 (248 amino acids)
Source: RefSeq, a predicted model, not a curated record